AAGAAAGGACACUAUCCUACUCAGACCAAAACACAAUUAUUGAAGAGAACAUGGACAACACAACCACAAAAGAUGAAAGAGAGAGACACAGGGCCAAAACAGCCAAAGGAAACAACCUUGGAAAAAAAGGAAAAGAACUGGAAAAAGAAGUGGAGGAACUUUUUCAUAGACUUCAACUUGAAGUCAAGAGCAACAAACUGAGAGCUUCAGAUGUUCUUCAGAUUACUGCAAAUUCAUUACAGUCACAAGGGUCUUGUACUGAGAAGGAUCUGGUUCAGAUGUUUUUACAAAAACUACUGAUGAUGAACUACAAAGCAAGAAGUAUCACUGUUACAGAGACUACCAUACAUCACAAGGAAAAACAACAUAAGGCCCAACAAUUAUAUGCAGACAAUGUUGAUGUGUUUAGUGACAUUUUUGAAAAUGCACCUUUGUCUAAUGAAAGACAGAGCAACACUGACCCUAUUCACCCGAUGGAUGUUCAGAUGGCCGUGUUUCAUUGUGCUGAUCGUGUCCUGAAGCAGAUGAUGGUCACUAAACUGUCCCAGUGCCGGUACGCUCUGCCUCUGCUUGUUCUUGAUCCAUUCACACAGAAGAUUGAGUUUCCUCUCUGGACAUUUAGAGAAAUUAACCAGAGCUGGAAGAUAAUAAACAACAACAAUGAAACCAUUAGUCAAAUCCAGCCGAUCUGGAAGGCAGAAACUCCAAUGGUGUUUUUCUUCAGGUUUGGCUCUGUGUCUUCAUCCAAGUCUCAGCUGAUGAACAGUCUGAUCAAUGACAAACACAACACGUUCUUCCACAGACACUGCCCCGGCAGCAGCAGAACCAGAGUCCUGAUGGAUGGAGUGGUGGAGAUCGCCUGGUUCUGCCCCUCUGGAUCAUAUGAUGAUAAAUUCACUGAAAGUGUUGCAUUCUGUAAUCUACACGGUGAUGCAGGAAACCAUGAGAAACAGCUGCAGAUAAUGACUGAAAUGGCCUCAGUCAAUGUUGUUGUUCUUCCACAGCUCAAAAGGAAUGACAACAGCAUGACAAUAAUCCAAAACCUGUACAAGGACCCAAAGCCACUGAUUUGCCUUCUUCCUGAGAAUGAUUCAUCUCUCACGGAGACCUCUCUGAAAGGAAAAUAUAAAAUUGGUUUGAAAGACAGAGGUCAGGCAGAUGUUUCUAAAGAUCUCAGAGAAGCUAUUACAGAUUGUCUCUCAUUCUCAUCUUCAAAAUCAGCCACUUUCAGACUUGAAGAUGUGGCCGAACACUCAGACAUCAGAGUAGAUGAGGAAGAUGAUGAUGACUGCAGGAAAGGAAAGAAGGCAGCACAAGAAAUGAUGAGACUACUGGAGAAGAAAGAUCUGACAGAAAUCAAAGAAUCAUUUUUACCCUGUCAGGGAAAACUGUGGCAUCAGUGGUGUCAGAAAAAUAAAGAACUAAAUCAACCUAAAGGGGAUCACCCGGAAAUGGAAAUUAGUGAAAAAAAAGCUGAGAUGAUGGAAGUCCGUGAACAACAGCAUAAAUCUGACACCAGUAGGUUUAUACAUUUAUUCAUGGAACAAAUGAUCUCACAAGCUGCAAAUAAGCCAAUGUUUUUUCUUAAAUGGCUCAGAAUCCUCCUGGAUGAACAUACCUCAGCUGACCUUUCUCAUCUACAUCACAAGUAUGGUGAAAACUGGUCAGUUUUAAACAUGUUAAAACUGAAAGAAAAUCCUGAUGAAUCUGAAAAACUCAAGGCUGAACUUCUGGAACUAUCUAAGAAACUUCAAGAUGCAACCUUUGGUUUGGAGCACAUCCUCAGAGAAAUUGGCCAGAUUUAUGAAUCAUGUUCAUCUUUGAAGAAGAACAAGAAAGACCUGCCGUUUCACUUCUCUUCUCUCCCAAGUCUUGCAGCGCAGAUGAUGAUCUCUGGAUUUCCUCUGGAGCUGAUGGAUGGAGAUGCUGCUCAUGUCCCUCUGAUCUGGAUCUCUGCUGUUCUUGAUGAACUCAUCCAGAAACUGGGAGACCAGAGAGUCUUUGUGCUGUCAGUUUUAGGGAUUCAGAGCUCUGGGAAAUCCACCAUGCUGAAUGGCAUGUUUGGACUGCAGUUUGCCGUCAGUGCUGGCAGGACAACCAGAGGAGCUUUCAUGCAGCUGGUCAAACUAUCAGACGAGAUGAAAACACAGAUGAACACUGACUAUAUUCUGGUUGUUGAUACUGAAGGACUUCGUUCUCCAGAAGUGGCUGGAAAAUCAAUAAGACAUCAUGACAAUGAAUUGGCCACGUUUGUUAUUGGCCUUGGAAAUCUGACAUUGAUCAACAUCUAUGGAGAAAACCCUACAGAGAUGCAGGACAUUCUUCAGAUUGUUGUUCAGGCCUUCCUGAGGAUGAAGGAGGUCAGACUGAAUCCCAGCUGUGUGUUUGUGCAUCAGAACGUUUCAGACGUCACAGCUGGAGAGAAAAACAUGGAGGGAAGGAGACAACUACAGGAGACACUGGAUAAGAUGACAAAACUCGCUGCUGAAGAUGAAGUCUGUAAUGCAGAAUGUUUCAGUGAUGUCAUUACAUUUGAUGUUCAGAAGGAUGUGAAGUAUUUUGCUCAGCUCUGGGAGGGAAGCCCACCAAUGGCUCCACCAAACCCUUCAUACUGUGAAAAUGUUCAAGACCUUAAGAAAACUAUUCUUUCUCAUGUUUCAAACUCAAAUGGCAUGAAGCUGACAGACUUCAAAAAUCAUAUUAAAAAUCUCUGGGAUGCUUUACUGAAUGAACGCUUUGUGUUCAGCUUCAAAAAUGUUCUGGAGAUCGCAGCAUAUAGAAAACUGGAGACAGAAUACAGUAAGUGGACCUGGAGACUUCGGAAGACCAUGCUGGAAACUGAAAACAAAUUACAGAACCAAAUAGGUAGUGGAGCAAUCAAUGUGGUUGAAGAAACAGAUCUUCAAGAGGAACUGAAUGUAAAGAGUGCAGAAGUGAAGAAAUCUAUGUCAGAAUUCUUUGCGAGAGACACCAAUGCCAAUAUACUGAUCCAGUGGAAAACAAAUUUUGAAUUAAAAAUCUCACACAUACAGGAAAACAUUGUUAGAGAAACGAAGAGGAAAUUGAAUGAUGUGCUUCAGCAGCGACACAUAAAGAAAAAGAUUGAUUCUCAGAGGACUCAAAAUGAAAAUGAUCUACUUGAGAAGGCCAAAAAUCUUGCCUUAACUCUCAAAGACAAAGAUGAUAAGAUCCUGCAACAAGAGUUUAAUUCAUUUUGGGAAAAUUGUGUAAAUGAGAUUAAGAAAGACACACCGCAAGACACAGACAUUGACAUUUUAAAAGAUACAAAGGAGGUCCUCAGUGACGGCAAUGAACGUUUCUUAGACCGCUGGAGUGAAAUCAAAAAUUGCAAUAUUUUAAAUAUGUCAAACUAUUCAGAGUAUAUACAGAUUCAAAAACCUAAGAAAUUUAGAAUUAGUGUCUAUUCUCUGUCUAAUGAGGAUCACACCCAAAUCAAAAACUUAAUUAUAGACAUUGCAGAGCAAGCCAAAAAAAUUAUGUCAAAAAACAUUGCACAGAUGGGCUACAAUAAAGGGCACAUUCAAGAACUCAGUGAUUUCAUCAAAGCAAAAGUAACAGAACAUGAAGAAAGACAUAAAGAGAAAUAUAUGUUCAAGAAACACUUCUUCAGUGAUUUGGUUCUUGCCAUACUCAUCACAGUAGAAAAGACAUUCAAGGAACAACACGACAUCUUCAAAGAAGCCAAUGAUCCUGUUCUCUAUUUUGCAAGAAAAAGAGAAGAAUAUUACAGUAUUUUCCAGAAAUACUGCCAGGGGGCAACAUCAGCUGCAAUCUUAGGUCAGAUCAUCUGUAACAAACUUAAAGAGCCCAUUCAGCAGAGUGUCUACAAGAAAACUGCCAGAGAUUUGGCAGAUGAAAUUAAGACAAACUGUGAAUCACUGAAUGGAAACAGAUCUAAUCUGGAGAAACACAUCCUGAAGACACUGGCAGAAAAGGAGGAUUUUGAGGCAUACAAAACUUACAUUCAUAAUCCCAAAGAACACUUCAAGAGUUUCAUCAGAGGUGAAGUCAGUCAGUACAUCACUGAUAACUUAACCAAAAGUGUUCUGCCCAAGAUGAGAGAUGAUUUAAAACUGAAGGAGAAGCGGAUCAUAGAAGCAGUGAAGAGAGCAACUGAAGAGGUUGAUAAAAACCAAAGAGAUGCUGCUGAUCUGUGGUUGAAGAGUUUCACACUGAAUUUAUCAGAUCUGCUGAUAUUCUCUGAGAAUGACCUCAGUGGAGUUAGUCGUGAUGAUGUUGAUGUAAAACUCCUAGAAGAAGUAAUAAUAAAAGAACUUCCUCCCUUAAUAUCUGACAUAAACGAGAUAUUCAGUACAGAAUCUUUUCUGUUGAAGCUGGAAUAUAAAGACAGACCUGGUGAGAUUCUGAUUGAACACCUCUGUCACUGCUGUUGGGCUCAGUGUCCGUUCUGUAAAGCCAUCUGCACAAACACCGCAGAAGACCACCUUCCACAACUUCACAGUGUUCCUUUCCAUCGAAUUGAUGGACUGAACGGGUGGAGUUAUAAAAGAACACAAGAUCUUUGUGCAGGUUUUUGCACAACUCUAGUAAAAAGUACUAAGAUAUUUUGCACAUCUCAUAAAUCUGUAAAAUCCAUUCCAUAUAAAUAUUACACAACGGCAGGAGGAGUUUAUGCUGAAUGGAGCAUCACCCCUGAUCUCUCUGAGCUCUCAUACUGGAAGUGGUUUGUCUGCACAUUUCAGAAAGAGCUGGAAAAUUACUACAAUAAAAAAUUUCAGGGUCAUGGUGAGAUUCCAGAUGAAUGGAGAAAACAUUCAAAACAGGAUGCUAUUGAGAGUUUGGACAAAUACAUCUGAACAAGCAGACCUUUUUAUUAUUUGAUUUGAGUCUUUUUGAAUAAUAUUUUAAAGUCAGAACAUCUUUGAAGAAAAUGCUAGACUGUUAGAAAAAGUUAUAAACCUUAAUAAUUAAAUUCAUAUAGCUAAUCAUUAAUCGCAAAUAAACACUUCUGUAUAAUAUGGAGUUUUGAAUUUAUGCUUCUGAUAAGAAAUUGUUUUUUGCAUGCCUAUUUGAAGAGGAUCUUUUCCUAAUCUCAUUGUUAGCAAUAAUGAUUAGUUCCUAAAUGUAUACAGAAUACCCAUCUGUGAUGAAAUGUGUUAAACUACAGUAAACAGGUCAUUUGAAAAUCCUGCAUUUUAAAUUCUGCUAUUAAUGACAUGCAGUACAGGUUUGAUUUCUGAGUAUGAAUUAUAUUGUCAAUUUCACUGUCGCUCCCUCCAGUAAGAGUUCUUUCAAACUGACUGAUGGUUUAUUCAAACCAUAAAUUCCUCAUUCACCAUUAACAUGGAUGACAAAUAUGAUGAUGUCAAACAACACCAGACGUAAGAACUGAAAACAAACAAAUAAAUAAGUUAUAAACAAUCAUCUUGUUCCUUGUAUGACUCAACUUUAACUGUUUUACUAACAAUCACAAGUGUACUAUAAAUAGCAUCAUCCCAACUGCCAUUACUCAAAUUAAUUAAACCAACACAAAACAUACACACACAUUACAUAAAAAUACAAUGAUAUUUAGAAUAAAGUAAUCUAACAGCAACAAAAUUUAAACACAUUUGUAUAAUGCAAUUGAUCAUUUUUGCAAUGCACUUCACUCACGAUAGAAACAAACAUUUCUCAUUAACUGCUUAGAUGUAACGAGGCAGUAGACUCGAUGGGAUCCAUAUGCAGCUUUAUUAUAAACAAUUGUAGUCGUACAGGCAAGGGUCAAAUACCAGCAAUAACAAUGUCCAAGGCAGAGAUGAAUCAUAAACGGGGACAGGCAAAGGGUCAGGGCAGGCAGCAGACAAGGCAGAGUAAUCCAGUAAACAGGCAGG
Molecule: messenger RNA, 5852 nt
Organism: Megalobrama amblycephala (Wuchang bream)
Lineage: Eukaryota; Metazoa; Chordata; Actinopteri; Cypriniformes; Xenocyprididae
Product: interferon-induced very large GTPase 1-like
Exons: 3
Coding region: 51-4838 (1595 amino acids)
Molecular function (GO): GTP binding
Source: RefSeq, a predicted model, not a curated record